Actinia tenebrosa (Australian red waratah sea anemone) is the source of this 4399-nucleotide messenger RNA. Its product is annotated as syntaxin-binding protein 5. Gene Ontology annotation, molecular function: myosin II binding; GTPase activator activity; syntaxin binding. Gene Ontology annotation, cellular component: plasma membrane; SNARE complex; cytoplasm. The record is from RefSeq and is a predicted model, not a curated record. NCBI's taxonomy places the organism in Eukaryota, Metazoa, Cnidaria, Anthozoa, Actiniaria, Actiniidae. Gene Ontology annotation, biological process: Golgi to plasma membrane transport; exocytosis.
GCCAGCGUACUCCGACGUUAAUGUAGCCAAUCAGGUUAGGGUUUCUAUAGAGGUUUAAUGGGAUUCAACGAGUUCCCGGAUCCCAAUCCCUUGAGAGACGGAGAGGUAAAAACAGCCUCAAUAAACUUAAAAUGCUGGCGUGAAAUGGGAGAAGACAACAUCCUAAAUCUGAUGCCAUAAACGCUGGAUUAAUGAAAAGAAUUCGCACAGUGGUGUACGGCCGUUUUGGAGAGAGUAGCUCUCGUGGAGGCAAAGAAGACACAACCGUAUGUGAGCGACUUCGACCUCAAGACUUCGCAGUCUCGAAGUCGUUUCGUUAUGGUUUUCCUCAUCAGCCUACCUGUGUUGCAGUGGAUUCUGUUCAGGGUAUUUUAGCAAUAGGUACUUAUACUGGUUCACUGCGAAUAUUAGGUCGUCCAGGUGUUGAAGCACAUGUACAACAUGAAGGCAACACUCCUGUUAGGAAUCUACGUUUUCUGAUUAAUGAGGGGGCGCUGAUAAGUACUUGUCCAGAAGACUCCAUCCAUUUAUGGAAUCUGCGUCAAGCACAGCCGGUUAUUGUUCAGUCACUUAGGUUCAACAGAGAAAGAAUUACCUGCUUACAUCUUCCAUUCACUUCAAAAUGGAUGUUUGUGGGAACUGAAAAAGGAAAUAUUCAUAUUGUAAAUAUUGAGAGGUUUGAUGUGUCAGGAUACAGCAUAAACUGGAACAAAGCUAUAGAUAUUCAAUGCAAGACUCAUCCUGGUCCUGUGGUACAAAUUAGUGACAACCCAAUAGAUUCCAAUAAGAUUUUACUUGGAUAUGAAUCUGGUAUGGUUGUACUUUGGUCAUUAAGAUCAAAAACUGCAGAGCUAAGAGUUGCUUGUCCACAAAAAUCUUUAACUUCCUUCCACUGGUUUAAUGACGGCAAACAGUUUAUAUGCUCCCACACUGAUGGAACACUGAGUAUUUGGAAUAUUAAGGGAAACUCAACUGAUACGUUAUGUCCAAAUGCAGGUAAGACCAGCAAAGAAACAAGACCGUGCGCACCUAUUACUAAAGUACAAUGGUUAUCACCAUCAUCUGGGGAACCACUUAUCUUAUUUUCUGGAGGAACUACRAAGGGAAAACGGAAAGGAUUAACGUUGUGCCAAGGCAAGACAACUAAGCUGCUUUCCCCAGAUAUUAUUCUAGAUUUUACUACUAUUUUAUCAAGUCCAUGGAAAGAAGAUGCCCAAAUUCCAAGAGCUGUCAUAGCUGUAACAACAUCUCGCCUCUUAGUAUAUGACUUAAUGACAUCCUUAGCAAAGCCUCUAGCCUAUGAUGUACCCUAUACAUUUGAGAUACACGAGUCUCCUGUCACAUGUACGCAGUACUUCUCAGAUUGUCCACCUGACCUCAUAGCUGAUCUUGGAUCGCUGGCAAGCAGAUUAAAGAAGAGAAACUUAACCAGAGAAGCCAGCAGACAGGCAUGGCCAAUCUUGGGUGGAGUCAGUGGAGAACAGCCCGAGAAACCACCAUCAGAACUCAUUAUUACAGGUCAUGCUGAUGGAACAGUCAAAUUCUGGGACUCUUCAUCAGCUUCAUUAAUCUUGUUGUACAAGAUGUCCACUGUAAAACUUUUUGAGAAAGAAAAAGGAAAGUCAUCAGAAGAAAGCAGUGACAGUAGCGAGAGAAAACCCAGUACAUCAGAAGGUUCAGAGAGUGGAGAGCGCUCAUCACAGGACGAAGACCCAGAAGCAUAUUCUAUUCAGAUGAUUCAUCUUUGUGAGCACAGUAGAAUACUUCUUGUCGCUGGUGCUGCGCACGUGCUUGUGAUGUCUUUUAGUAUGAAUGAAAAACCUGUAGAGUUUGUGCAAAUAGAUUUGAAUCUGACAUUUGAAUCAUCACAUGAACAACCCUUGUCCCCUGAACCUGAGAACGCCUUCAUGCAACCAGGCGACAGAGGCUCAACAUCAAGCCCUGAGAUACCCUCUCACACCCAGCAGCCUAUUCCAUUACCAAGUGUGUCAUGUAAGACAGGCAUGUUUAAACGGCAUCCAGGAUUCCAGGCAGAGCUUGCUUGUGUUAUUUCAAACAGCCAUGAUGGAUGGCCAGUCAGUAAUAUCUCUCUCAGUUCACAGCUUGGCAUAAUAUCRAUCUGUAGUGGGCCAUCUCUUGCCUUGGUUGAUAUAGUCCAGAAGAAGCUUAUCACCACACUUUCAGCACAUGAAAUGACUUCUUUGGCAGAGAGCCCAUCAAAUGCACCUCCCACCACCCCUAUGUCAGCCAUACCCAUGACACCCGGCACUCCUGGAACACCUAUCUCCCUCACACUUAACCUAGAAGCAGGAGGAGGUUUAGACUUUUCCGAGGCAACUGUCAAUAAACUUGAAAAGAAAAGAAACAAACCACCUCGCCCUGCACCACCUAUGGUAAGAAGUAAGUCACAGGCCAAGUCAGGUGACCCACCUAAUGGUGCUGAAUCUUCUGAAGGAGGAGCUGGUAGUAGACAGAGGGCAAGUUAUCCAUCUAGUGGAGAUGGUGGUCCACCAGACACCGUCCAGUGUACUAAGUUUGCAUAUACUUACACCAAGAAAAAUGAUAACUGGAUCAGUCCUUGCCUGUUUGUUGGUACAGCAAAGGGUAAUACAUUUAUUGUAGUUAUCAACAUGCCAUCAGCUGAAGAACGCCUUAAACAACCAAUACUAACGAUUAUUACAGGUACUGUGUUCCGUCCAAAGUCUGGUUUGAUCAUGACUUUAGCUCUACUUGAUAAUCAAGGGCACCUGUUCCCUUCACCUUUAAAAUUCUGGUCAGAAAAGAAAAAUGAUAACAGCUCAAACAAAACAGUAUUACCGCAGGAAUGUUCAGAUCGGCAUUUUCUUGUCACCAUCACUGAAAGGGAAGCAAAGGUAUUCCAGUUACCACCAGCACACAGCAAUCCCAAUCCCUACUCCAAGACAGCUGUAGCAGAUGAUACAUCAGUAGUGCUGAUUGCUGAAGUGAUUGUUAUUGAAGGCAGUAGUUGUCUGAUAUGUCUGACCAGCACAGGUCAGCUUAUGGCCUUCAGUCUACCAAGUCUUACCACACUCAUGAGUGCUGAGUGUUCCUUUUUGCUCACAGAUUUCAGGUAUCUCAGGACCUUGAAGUUCUCUGAAGGUGGUCAGGCCAUUGUGAUGUGUUCUCCUUAUGAGAUACAAAAGCUAUCUGUGUUUACAAGAAACGGAUCUUCAUCAGAUAGUCUUGGUACAUUGUUUCGUGCCCUGGAGACACCAGAAAAACCAAGCCAGGGGUUCUUUUCAAGCCUAUUUAGUUCACAGGCCUCACCUCUUGAUCGCGAACAACUCUUUGGCAAAGAAAGUGGAGCAGCAUCACGUAGUGUUGCCGAACGCAUGCAGGGACCAGGUAUUCAACAACUCCAGGAAGUAUCAAUUGGUCUUGCAGGUGCAAUGCAGAAGAAUAGAGAAGCUUUAGCAGAACGAGGAGAAAAGCUGUCACAAUUAGACAAGAAGACAGCAGAACUGUCGUUAAAUGCUCAGAACUUCGCUGACGUUGCUAGCCAAAUAACUCUGAAGUACAAAGAGAAAAAGUGGUACCAGGUCUAGCAUGGAAUAAGUUGAUAAUUCCCAUUCAGGAUUGUUUGAAGUGAUGUGUGUCGGUGAUUGGUCAUGGUCAGAUCACAGGAUGCCUAGAUCAAUCAGUCAGCCUUAUGGACACUACAAGUUGAGAUAAAAAUAGUCUUGCAUAAAAGUAUUACAAUCAUAAGAUUAUUUCAAGUUCCCCCUUAGAAGAAAUUCAGCUUAUUAUUUGUAAUUUUAUUUACUUCUUUCGUUUGUUUUCCCCAGUCGAAGUCCAAAAAGAUUAAUACUUCCAUCCUUUGAGGGAUUUGUUAUCAACCCCACUGUUUCGCCCUCCCCUUCYUUGGGAUGUUUGGCAUCCCUUCUGUAGCAAUGCCCUGUACUGAUUAUAUUUUGAGCAAUGCUUGAACAAGACUAUAAAGAUAAUUGUAAAUGUCGUCAUAAAUGAUGUCAAAGAAUUUAUGUUAAGGUUAGCAAAGCCUGCCAAAAAUCCGCAGACCCGUGGCAACGCGGGCUCAGGUAAGCGUAUUUCAUAAACUAAGGGAGAUAGUGAAGAAAGAACGUAAAUUGAUAAAAAAAGUCAUGUCAAACAAUACCAAGUUUUUUAAUCCAAAAUUUCAUUCGAUAUUGUCUAAGGACGUGGUGAAAAUAUUGUUUAUUCUUUGGUAAAGUAGAAAUAAAUUACCAGGUAAUUGUCCCUGCGACCUUGAGACAUUAAACUAAAAGAUUCCAAUGAAGGUGCAAUAUUUUUGGAUUUUAUGUCCUUGAUAAAUGAUGUAGUUAGCAAUAGUAACUUAGAAGAUAUAUUGAAGUGUUUUUGCAGCUGUUGUUAAUAAUGAAGUAAAUAACUCUGAAAUGAU